Alligator sinensis (Chinese alligator) is the source of this 1106-nucleotide messenger RNA. Its product is annotated as protein FAM3D-like. Lineage: Eukaryota; Metazoa; Chordata; Crocodylia; Alligatoridae. The coding region runs from base 128 to 886 and encodes 252 amino acids. The transcript is spliced from 10 exons. The record is from RefSeq and is a predicted model, not a curated record.
GCAGCGCGCCAAUUGCUGAGGUUAGCUGCAGAGGUGUCCUGACAGCCCCAUCUGGAACAGAGACGUUAGAGGAUACAGACACGUCUGGGCCACGCUGCUUGGCCUUGGAGAUGGCCCAUCAGGCAGCAUGACCCAGUUUACCACUCUCUCUCAGUUCAAGAUACAAGCAGGCAAAGCCCAGGUUGACUCACGAUCUCUGAUCACUGCCCUCGUUUCAACGCACCCAAGUCCUACCAUGAGGCCGACAGGUGUGCACCGGGUUGUGGGCACAUUGUUCACGCUGGCUGGAACGUGGUUCCUUCUGCAGACGGAGCUGAACACGAGCUGGAAGUCCGUCGCUGAACAGAGCUUGUUUGAGUCACAGGAAUUGCUGCAUAAGUGCGGCAAUGUGCAAAGCUGUCCCCCGAACCAUUUUGCCUUCAAAAUCAUCGGCGGAACAAGAAAAGGUGUUCGGCCGUUUAUAUGCUUUGACGAUGUAAUUGUCAUGAGUGUCAUGAGGAACAAUGUCAAGGGUGGAUUAAACUUUGCGCUUGUGAACGGGACAACAGGCCACCUCAUCAAAACAGCCUACUUCAACAUGUGGAGUGGAGAUGUCAAACACCUAGUGGCCUUUCUGAAAACCAUCCAGGAUGGCACCCUGGUGCUUGUCGCCUCCUACGAUGACCCAGCCACCAAGAUGAACGAUGAAGCACGGACAAUGUUAACCAAUCUGGGAAGCAGCUAUGCAGCUAAGCUGCGUUACUGGGACAACUGGGUUUUUUUAGGACAAAAAGGUCGAAAGGAUAAGAGCCCUUUUGAAAAGCUUAUGCGAAUCGAUGAAGAAACAGACAAAGAACUGAAACUUCCUGUGGCCUUGCGAAUGGAGGGCUGCGUACCGCAGAAGUAAAGUAGUGGUGUAUGGACCUCCAAACAGCUCCUGCAUCAAGCCUAAAUGAAAGAUUCAUUUUCUUUUGAUCAGCUCUUUUAAAACAGUGAUUGAUCCCUGCUUUACAAGUGCUUUAGUCUGUGCUAUAACAGCACAUCUCUGACACCUUGGCCGAUGCCCAGCAGAUUCCAACACGUGUCCUAGUAUAUUAAUAAAGGCUCGUGUUGAGAGCAAGAAGGUA